Molecule: messenger RNA, 944 nt
Organism: Vigna angularis (adzuki bean)
Lineage: Eukaryota; Viridiplantae; Streptophyta; Magnoliopsida; Fabales; Fabaceae
Exons: 2
Coding region: 242-859 (205 amino acids)
Source: RefSeq, a predicted model, not a curated record
ACCUUCCCUCUUUAAUCUUUUAUGACCUUUCGUACAUUUGUAUUUCUUCCUUCAUGUCUUCUUCUCUUAGAAUUGGUGCCCUAGAAAUCUUCUUGCCUUCGCUAGUGUGUCUUUCUCCUUCCGGUGUGCCGUGCGUCUUCCAGGACUACGGUUGCCUUUUCGUUCCACCGAUUCGGUAUCCGUAGUCUUUGCUCAAGGAUCCAACACCAGAGGUUUGGUGUCUCUUCGACACUACGAUCUCAUGGUGGAAUUAUGGGGUCGAGCAACAGGUGGUAGUGUGUGCGCAACACAUCAAGAACAACGUCAAAACCAGCAACAAAAGUUAGAGGUUGAUCUUAAUUAUCAAAUGGAGUACAUACCAGAGUCACCUUUGUAUGAAAGAGGUACUUAUUCGACUUCACCAUCACCAUCAGGUAUGGAUGAGCAUAGUCCUGGGCCUACUCAACCUGUGACAUCUAUUCCAUCGUGUGAGACUUCGACAUCACGAGGCUCAAAACGAAAAGCACCAAUGGUUGAUUUGAUGGACUCCCAAUUCGAGAAGCUCAUUACAAAACUAGACGAGUUAAUGAAUGUUCUGAGAUCGAGUAACUCUCAUUUUGAAAAAAUAUUAUCCAUAAUGGAACGACAGGUAAGUGCCAUUGAGGAGCAAAAUUAUAUUAUGCGUCGCAGGUCAACUUUCCAAUACUCAGAAAGUGACGUAUGGGAGAUGCUAGCUGGCAUGAACAUACAAGAAGAAUCUAUUAUGGAACAUUAUUAUGAUUUUCUCUGUACAAAUCCUGUCUAUACCAAACGGCUGAUGGGUUUGCCUCCAAAUCUUCGUUGGAAUAAGCUAAUUAAGAUGAUGACGGGGAGUGUUUGACCCUUUUGUUUAUAAUUCAUUACUAUGUUUGUUUUAUUCAUGUAUGAAACACUUUUAUCGCUUACUAUGUUAAUGACUUUAAUUA